Messenger RNA from Strongylus vulgaris, 1443 nucleotides. The record is from the annotation of a GenBank genome assembly. Lineage: Eukaryota; Metazoa; Nematoda; Chromadorea; Rhabditida; Strongylidae.
AUGAUUGCACUCGGUGCUACCCUGAACGCGUCUAUCGGACUUCCAAACUAUGGACUACUUAUCGUAGGCAAGCACAGCCUUCUCAAAGCUUUACCUUUUAAUAAAAUUCUUGCAUCGAAGUUCAAUGGAGAAGUUGAUGAAAAGAGAUGGGAGGCAGCAAUGUCAGCACUUCCCGUUUCUGGAAGUCUCCCGCUUCUUUUUAACCAAUCUCGAAUCAUCUCCCUGCCGGACUCUUCGUCGAGGCACAAUGCUCCGUCAAAUUGUCACGUGUUGACCAAGGAACUCAGGACAGUUCCUAUCACUGUAGAGAACCGUGUAAUUCAUAUUUGCAUAUUUCUCAAAUUCUUUCCCUCAAGUAUGUCGCAGUGUAGUAUGUCACUUCAGAAGCUCAACAUCAUUCUGGUAUGUGAAGCUGGAAAUGUCUUUGCUAAUGUUGCUGCAAUUGCUCGUGCAUUCCCAACCUUUACCCGCAAGACCGAUCCUCCUCCAAAAGUAGAUCUCACUAUCGAGCUAUGCUUGCCAGAUGGAGAAAAGCUGGACGAAGAAGAUCUCAAACUGAUUGAAAACGUCGGAUUUUCAAUACGUGAGGUCUGUCGCAUGAUCGACGCUCCGUCCAAUGAACUCACCACUGAUGCAUUACUGAUGGAAGUCCUUUCUGUUGCUGAAGAGCUUGAUGUGAAAUCUAUUGUGAUAACUGGGGAAGAGCUGAAGAAACAAGGAUUUGGAGGCAUUUGGAGUGUUGGUAGAGCUGGUCCGAAUCCACCAUCAUUCGUAGUUUUAAAGCAUGAGCCGGAAAAUGCCACUAAGAGUUACUGCCUUUGUGGGAAAGGUGUUGUGUUUGAUAGUGGCGGCAUGCAAAUCAAGGGAAAGACGGGAAUGCCUGGUAUGAAGAGAGAUAUGGGCGGUGCAGCUGGAAUGUUGGGAACAUUCUACUGCCUUGUGAGGUCGGGGUUCAAAGAGAAGCUCUACCUAUGCGUAGCCAUUGUGGAAAACAGCGUAGCCAAUUUCGCCAACAAGCCUGACGAUGUUAUCACAAUGCUCAGCGGGAAGACUGUCGAGAUCAAUAACACCGAUGCUGAAGGUCGUCUUAUUCUUGCCGAUGCUGUGUAUUACUCAAAGCAUAUCCUCAAGGCUGAUGUUAUUAUUGAUAUGGCCACCCUUACUGGUGCCCAGGCAUAUGCAUGCAUGGCUGGUCGACUUUCUGGCGAUCUGGUAGCACCAAUGGUCUUUUGUCCAGAUCUUCACUUUCCAGACUUGAAAAGUCCUAUCGCUGACAUGCGCAAUAGCAAUCUUGGCAAAAUGGAGGGCCCUCCUUCGGCUGUCGCAGGUCUGUUCAUUGGCGCUCACAUUGAUUUCGGUGAAGGUAUCAAAUGGAUGCAUCUUGACAUUGCUUCUCCUGCAGAGUGUGGUGACCGCAGCACUGGAUAUGCUGGAAAAAUCUAA